This is a messenger RNA of Psylliodes chrysocephalus, 1841 nucleotides long. The record is from the annotation of a GenBank genome assembly. Lineage: Eukaryota; Metazoa; Arthropoda; Insecta; Coleoptera; Chrysomelidae.
GUUUGUUUACGUCACAUGUCACGUAUGUCACUUCGAUGACACUUUUUUGACACUUUCGUCACGUUCACGAGUUGUUAAAUAUUUAAAAAUAUAUUCUUACAAUGCCUGAUUGUAGUGAAAAUUAUGAGAAAGAAAUUUCCGAUGGGAAGAAUGCAAGAAAUAUUAAAUGUAAAUAUUGCAACUCUGUUAUCUUGACUCCAUCGACAGCAGCUUUCACUAGUUUUGAGUUUCAGUUGCCACUAAUCAGACAAUCCAAAAUUAAUGAACAGAAUCCAGAGACUGAAAAUGUUUCACUUUUUUGGGCUGUGACUGACAUGUUUACUUUUCAAAAUGUGGGCUUUUCUAAUACAGUAGGUAAUAAUAAAUAUCUCACGUGUGCUGAUUGCGAAGCAGGGCCGAUAGGGUAUCAUGAUUUAUCCAAUAAAAUGAGUUAUGUUGCACUGAGUAGAGUAAUCCACAGCUAGACAGGAAAUGUUAAUAUUUUAUACAGUCAUAUUUGGUUUAUUUUAAUCUAGCAUUGGACUAGAAAAAAAAUCCAUUGGAUUUUUCUAAGGAAAUGUGAUAUUUGUGUCAUAUGUAAUUGGUACACACUUAAAUUGUAUGUUAUUAUAAAAUUAAGGGUGUGAUAACAUCUAUGAGUUCCAGCCAUUAAUUUGACAGCAGACACAAAAAAAAAAGACUGAGUCAAUAACAGGAAUAUGUACAAAAUGAAACCAACACUUCAUUUAGUUCUUGGUGGCACUGUGAAAUAGUGACAAAGCAUAUACCCAUAUCUGAGGCUAAAAACCACAGCUAAAAAUUGUUUUUAAUUUAUAUCAAUUCGAAAUUGAAAAUCAUAAUUUUUAACCAAUACUAAUAAAAGUUGAUUUGUAGACUUUAAUUUUUCUAAAUACAACCCUGUGUCCACAAGGAGCUGAGGCCGGUUUUUAUAAGUUGUGGUUGUGUCAAGGUCACAAAAAGUUGCUGAAACAAAAAGAUUGAUAUUUUAGCCAAGUGUCGGUUCUGGUUUGUAUAUAUUCCUUGGUCAAUAAUGCCAGUCAAUACAUACUUCUAGUAGGUACCUAUAUUAAGUAUCUAUUUUAAAUUUAAAAAUUGUAUAACUAAUAUUUUGAUAUUUCUUGUCCUGUUAAUAAAAUGUUGACAUGGCAAAGUCAGAAUGUCAUAUCUCAGAACAUAUUUUCAGUAAACACAUCACUGUUACAUUAUUACCUCAAGUACAUUGUUUGAUGAAUAUUAGUAUGUAUUAUAUUCACGUAAUUCAGACACUAAAGACUGAGAUACGAGGUUUUAACUUUAAGUUGGCAAUAUUAAAAAAUGGUAUGGUUCUGUUCACCUUUUUUGCUGUGCUCAUCAUCACUAUCACAUGAAAUAAGUAAACAGACAGCUUUAGUUAUCAGUAUCAUCUAAUUAAACAUUUCAAUUCGUUACCAUUUGCUCAAAGUAUACUAUCUCACUGUUCUUGAUUAAUAGCAGAUUUUCAGAAUUUUUUUAUAAAAUUUAUGUGUGAUGCCACUGAGAGUCAACCUUCAUGAUCUGACACUCACAAGCUAAAGUGCAGAAAUCACUCACACAUGUACCUGGAAAUUGUUCACAGAAUGGUGAGAUAUAAACAUAGGUCUGACAGUUCAAUAAAAAAUGUUAAAUCAUAAAAGUGGAAAAUAUGUAUAACCUUAAGAGAUUCACAUAGUAGCCAGGCACAUGUCAAAAAUGCUGAGAAGGACCAUAAUAUCCAACUAACACUUAUCAUUUUAUUUAAUGGUCAUAUUAUGGGGGUUUGGUUCUAAAAAUAUUUAUAAACAAUCAAAAAUAAUAAAACUGCAACUUAUUUAAAACUAAAUACC